GCUUCCGGGCGGCGGCGGCGGCGGGCGCGGCGCGAUGUGCGAGCGGGCGGCGCGCCUGUGCAGGGCCGGCGCGCACAGGCUGCUCCGGGAGCCGCCGCCGCAGGGCCGGGCGCUAGGCGGGCUGCUGCGCUGGGUGGGCGCCAGGAUGGGCGAGCCCCGGGCGCCGCUGGUCCCCGACGCCCCCGACGCCCCCGACGCCCCCGCUGCGGACCCCGGCCCCGGCCCGGGGCCCUGCUCGCCGCGCGGGGGCACCGCUGUCAUCCUGGACAUUUUCCGCCGGGCGGACAAAAACGACGACGGGAAGCUGUCGCUGGAGGAGUUCCAGCUCUUCUUUGCAGAUGGCGUCCUCGACGAGAAGGAGCUGGAGGGCCUCUUCCACACGAUUGACUCUGACAACACCAACCACGUGGACACCAAGGAGCUAUGUGAUUACUUUGUGGACCACAUGGGCGAUUAUGAGGACGUCUUGGCCUCCUUGGAGACCUUGAACCACUCUGUCCUGAAGGCGAUGGGCUACACCAAGAAGGUGUACGAGGGCGGGAGCAACGUGGACCAGUUUGUGACGCGCUUCCUUCUGAAGGAGACGGCCAAUCAGAUCCAGUCGCUGCUCAGCUCUGUGGAGAGCGCCGUGGAGGCCAUCGAGGAGCAGACCAGCCAGAUCCGGCUCUCUCUUAGGGCUCCCGUUUUCAGAGAGGGGGCCUGUCGAGCUGGUAUAGACCCAGGUUCCCUCCGCCCGACCCCAGUGAAGCCGGGAGAAGAAGCUGUCACUUCUGCUGUGGGCUGCAGACAGAACCACAGCAAAGCCAGCCACGGCGUGGUGGAGACCUGGUCUGGAAGCGCCGCGCCCCCCCACGCCCCCAGCGCCAAGCUGGGGGCUGCAGAACAAGGGAAGAGUCUCCCAUCUGUCUCUGCAGACCCCAAGGAGGAGGGCCUGGAAGCCCAGAUUAGCCGCUUGGCAGAGCUGAUAGGACGGCUGGAGAGUAAGACCGUUUGGUUUGAUCUUCAGCAGCGCCUCUCGGAUGAAGAAGGCACCAACAUGCACCUGCAGCUGGUCCGGCAGGAGAUGGCCGUGUGCCCCGAACAGCUGAGUGAGUUCGUGGACUCCCUGCGCCAGUACCUCCGCGGCACUGCCGGGGCCGGGAGCUGCUUCCACAUCAUCGCUUUGUCAUUCAUUUGCAUCGCGGCCGUGAGGCUGGCUGACGGCUUCACCUUCGUGGUCUACGAGUUCUGGGAGACGGAGGAGGAGUGGAGGCGGCACCUGCAGAGCCCCGUGUGCAAGGCGUUCCGGCACGUCAAGGUGGACACGCUGAGUCAGCCUGAGGUCCUCUCCAGGAUCCUGGUGCCAGCUGCCUGGUGUACUGUGGGCCGCGACUGACCAUGUCCCUGAGGCCUUUGGAUCCGCCUGCCCCUCUGCCCACUCUUUUCUAGCAACUUUGGUACAUCCGCUGUCUUUUCACUGUACUUCAGACAAGAAUGUAUCCUCCCUGUUUGCCGUGAAGGAGCAGCCCCUUCCCCAAUCCCCCGCCCUCCCUUAGCGGCUGCCGCCACUGGGAAACAGCAGGCACAGGGAGGUGUCCUGGGACCAGCACCUCCCCCAGCCCGGCCCAGCGGCCACGCAUGACCCCUCCCCCCCGCCCCCCCCCCGCCCCCGCCUCAUGGGCCUGGGGGACACCCUGCCCAGGUAGGAGCUGCGCCCCUGUAGUGCCCCACUCGGCCUGGGCCCCGCCGCGCCGGACUGGAGCACCCCCGUAGCCAGUGCCCGCUUGGCAGUCCGGCACCAAUAAACACUGGUUGGGAACGGUGGUGUGCUGGUUUUCUUUCGAAUUUUCUAGCGGACGGCCGCUAGAUGCACAAAGCAGUCCUGGUGCGUGGGGCCCCUUACGAGCCGCGAAACCUUGACCCCAUCACCCCAAAGUCGGUUUCCUUACCUGGA
Molecule: messenger RNA, 1933 nt
Organism: Mustela lutreola (European mink)
Lineage: Eukaryota; Metazoa; Chordata; Mammalia; Carnivora; Mustelidae
Gene: NECAB2
Product: N-terminal EF-hand calcium binding protein 2
Exons: 15
Coding region: 35-1375 (446 amino acids)
Biological process (GO): regulation of amyloid precursor protein biosynthetic process
Cellular component (GO): cytoplasm
Molecular function (GO): calcium ion binding
Source: RefSeq, a predicted model, not a curated record